Mytilus californianus (California mussel) is the source of this 3500-nucleotide messenger RNA. Its product is annotated as spartin-like. The transcript is spliced from 7 exons. Lineage: Eukaryota; Metazoa; Mollusca; Bivalvia; Mytilida; Mytilidae. Bases 153 to 1799 code for a protein of 548 amino acids. The record is from RefSeq and is a predicted model, not a curated record. Gene Ontology annotation, biological process: cell division; negative regulation of BMP signaling pathway. Gene Ontology annotation, cellular component: plasma membrane.
GGGGUUUUCCAACUUUUGUUGACAUCACCACAGAUCUCCUGACUUUUACACAUCUUAUUUACAUUCACGUCAUAUCACAAGACAGUAGUUUGAUAGUGAGACAUUCGUCAGUGUGACAAGAACUUUGUUAUCUUGAUAAAAAAACCAUCAAUAUGGCCACUUGUGCUGAUGCUCGACCUCGUGAUAGAGUUCCCCCACCUAGACCUCCAUCCCUCCAUCACGCAGAUCAAACUGACUUUAAAACAAUACAAUCUUACCAUGACAAUGCUUACAAACAUAUAGAGAAAGGUCUGUCGGCAGACGAAAGUGAAAACUUUGAUGAAGCAGUUAAUCAAUACAGAGCUGGAUUACAGUUCUUAGACAAAGGUCUGGCAAUAGAUUGUGAGAAACUCAAAGCUACAGAAGAGAAAAAAGACUCUGCUAAAUUAUUACAACAAAAAAUGACAAAAACAAAACUUCAGAUAGAAUAUAGGCUUCAGAGUAUAGAAGUCCAAAGAAAUGUACAUUCUAGACAUCCCACUACACCUAUGGAUUUAAAUCAACCUCCGUCAUACGAGGACGUGAUGUCAGAAUCUGGGUCAUCAAUCAGUGACACAGCGUUUCAGUCCCUCGGAGAUUCUAUUAUGAGUGAUGAAUCGUCAGAAGUGUUUGAUGCUGACGCUACAGAGAUAUAUAAUAUUCCUGAUGGUGUCCAGAUUUUCUUUAUAACACCUGAAGGUUACGUUAGUGCUCCUUCAUAUCCAAGCUCACUGAAAAUAUUUAAAUUUAUAAGUGAACCGACUGUUAGAACAGGGCAGCGCCCUCCAGCCUUUUUACAAGUGAAUAGUUGGGUGUAUCCCUUACAGCCAGGGGCCUCUCCGGCUCUAAAGGCCACUAAUGGAGCUUAUGUCUUCCCUGAUACAACAGACAGACCAGGAUCAGCUGUAGGUUUAAUGUUACCAGACACAAUGUCAUUAACGGACAAAGAUGCUUUUGAGUCAGUUUUAUCUUCUAUGACAAUAAUGCAAGACCAAGAGGUAGUCGCAGAAUGUAGAGAACCCACAGCACCUCCUGAAGAAAUGGAGGUAAUACCAUCAGAAGGGGAAACUAAAGAAGAUGAAUCUACCAGUGCUAAGAUAUCAAAAGGGAUUGCAGUAGCAUCAAGUUGGAUAACAUGGGGUAUUGAAAAAGGAGCAGAAAAAGCUGGCCAUUAUAUAAAAGUUGGAUCUGAGAAAAUCAAAGAGAAACUAAAACCUGAGGAAAAAGCUAAAGACAUUGAUCCUAGGGUUAUACAAGGAGUCCAGUAUGUUAGGAGGGGCACACACACUGCUGUCAAAGUCAGUUCUUAUGUGGUGAAGAAGCUUGGAGAAGCUACAAUGGCAGUAGGGAGGGAGAUAGCACCACACAUAAAGAAACAUGGUGAAAAACUACUUCCUGAGUCCGUCAAGGGAAAAUCUCCAGAUGGAAAAUCUAAAGUAGAUGGUGUUCUUGAUGUCGCUGGGGCAAGCCUCAUAGGUUUCAGUGCAGUGUACCUAACUUUAGAAGCAGCAGCCAAGGCCCUCGGUAGAAACCUCACCAAUGAAACAGUGACUCUGGUGGAUUACAAAUAUGGCAGUCAGGCAGGAUUAUUAGCGGAGCAUGGAAUGUACGCUGUUGGUAACACUGUGUUGACUGUUAAUAACGUGGACAAUUUAGGAAUCAAGGCGGUGGCAAAGAGGACUGCUAAAGAAACAGGCAAGGCCCUGAUAAUGGACAUAAAUGAAGGAAGGAAAACUAAACCAACAGACUCUAGAGUUAACACACAAACUAAGAAGCCAUGAAAACAUAUAUCAGUGAAAAUGUAAAGACAAUCAAAUAACUAUUGACAAAGGCAUAAUAAAACCAAGUUCCAUUGCAGCUUGAGGAAGAUGCUGAAGCAAUGAGAAAUAAAUUUAAUAUAGUCGAACCUUUCUGAGCUGAAUUCCUUUUGCACAGAAGAUUUUGACAGGUGUUCAAUUUACUCAGAUGAAAUAAUUGAUGAAUAUUCAUUGAAUUUCUUCUUAUAUGAAUCCACUUUAGACAGGCUUCUGUUGUUCACAAAUUUCUGUACAGACAUGUUUCUUUAAGACAGGUUACACUGUAUUUUAAUAAUCAUGUUUGUUAUAUAAUAUUAGGAAGUUAUUUCAAAGAAUCAUUGUCAAAACUACAUAAUAUUAGAAUUUAUAUAUUAUUAACAUGACUAAUGAGCUUUUGAUGUUUGAUUUUAACUUUUUUCAUUGAGAACUAUUUUGUUGACCAAGACAGAGUGACAUGGAACCAAUGAUUGUACAAUUCAAAUGAAUGAUUUUAAAAAAAUCGACCAUUUCUUAGAUUGUGUUAUACCCUGUAUAUGACACAUAGAUAUACAUGUAGCUUUUUAUCGACGCGAUAUAAUAGCCUUUUUGUGCUGAAGGUGGCUUAAAGCAAACACCAAUCAUUCAAUCAAUGUAGCUAUUGCAUUGAGAAUACUCAGCCCCUUUCAGAUGCUUUGAAUCAUCCAAAAUGUAAGUAAACUAUAGUUUGAUCCCACCGACCUUACUUCUGUGAUAAUAAAUAUUUUGUUGCAGAAUUUAUAGAAUCUUGAUAUAUUUUCCUUGAGUUAUUAAGGUACAAAAUUUCUCAAAUAGCUUAGCCCGUUUUAUUUCACAAUGAAAAUGACACAUGGAUAUAACUAAACAUAGAUAUCACUAUUUACUGCUAAGAAUACUCAGCAACUGUCGGGUACAUUGAGUCAUCCAAAAGUACAGAAAUCCACAUUUUGAUCCAACCCACCUUUCUUUCUGUGAUAAAUAUUUUGUUGAAGAAUUUAUAGAAUCUAUAAUUUCCCUGAAAACUCUGUAAUUCUCCUGAACUCUGUGAAAAGCUCAUCAGAGUUUACGUAUCAAUUGUUUGUCAAUAUGUCGAAUCAAAAUAAAUUUUUAACUUACUCACUUGAAGAUGUAAAGAAAAAUUUCCAACUGUAACAUGUUACUUCAGUAGAAUUCCAAUUUUCUCUGACAAGCAAAUUUGGGAUUAUAUAUGAAUCAUAUAUUAUAGUUAAAUGUUUGGAUCUAAAUUGUCAUACUUAGUGUUGUCCAACAUUGUUGGCUUUUUUUCAGAUAUUACCAUAAUUACCACAAGUAGAAAUCAAGAAUUGAAUGAAUAUUUAUAAACAGUGAAACCUGUGUAAACCAGACCCCUGUGGAACUUUUGCCAUAAUUAGACAGGUGUUCUGAUUACUUGAGUUAAAUAUUCAUUCUUUGCCCUGAGAUAUAUGCGUCUUGUUUGGACAGGUAUACAUUGGGUUAUCUUUGACAGGUUUCACCAUUUAUUAAUAACAUAUUUGUUGUUGUAUUUCAAAAGAAUGAAAAUUGUUAAUAACUUAAGAUGUAACAAAUAAUGUAAACAUAUUGUACUGCAGUAUGUAAAUUUGUUUGUAUUGAAUACCCUUUUUCUGUGAUAUGCAUUUAUUAAACUGUUACAUUAAAUGUUAUUUAUUCAAAUAAAAUGUCUAGAGUACUGGU